ACACCUGAACAGCACAUAAACAAAAGAUCACCGUCUGCAAUGUUUGUGUAGACAGCAGACACAUGAGAAGAUCAAGUUCUCCAAAGACAGAGAGACUGAGACAUCACCAUGCUGCUGCUCCUCUUCUUGUUUGGCCUGGCUCUGGGUGCUGCACCUCCUUCAGAAGAUCCUGACUUCAAGCUCCAGCGUGGAGGCUGUCCUCUGUUCUGGUACAGCUUCAACGGCCGCUGCUACAAGUACGUCGCCACAUCUAUGACCUGGGCCGAUGCAGAGCUCCACUGUGUGUCAAUCAGAGCCAACCUGGUGUCCAUCCACAGCCUGGCGGAGCAAGAUUUUGUCAAAACUCUCAUCAGGAACUUUGACCCUGGUCUCAAACAUACCUGGAUCGGACUCAGUGACGUCCACAAAGAAGGAAGCUGGAUGUGGUCAGAUGGGUCUGCAGUCAACACUACGAUUUGGCUUCCAGGACAGCCGGACAAUUAUCAAGGGAACGAAGACUGUACAGAGAUCUGGGGCCCAGACUUCAGAUGGAAUGACAUACUGUGUACCAUGACGAAGCCUUUUGUUUGUGCGUUUUCAUGAAGUCAACAUCGUUCAGAUUCAUCUGUGCCUCUGUAUGCUGAACAACAUGUAUCCUCUCAAAUUUCUGCUACAUUAAAUGAUGGA
Cheilinus undulatus (humphead wrasse) is the source of this 666-nucleotide messenger RNA. Its product is annotated as ladderlectin-like. Lineage: Eukaryota; Metazoa; Chordata; Actinopteri; Labriformes; Labridae. The record is from RefSeq and is a predicted model, not a curated record. Bases 109 to 582 code for a protein of 157 amino acids. Gene Ontology annotation, molecular function: signaling receptor activity. The transcript is spliced from 2 exons.